Molecule: messenger RNA, 1551 nt
Organism: Dichotomopilus funicola
Lineage: Eukaryota; Fungi; Ascomycota; Sordariomycetes; Sordariales; Chaetomiaceae
Product: acyl-CoA dehydrogenase/oxidase
Exons: 1
Coding region: 1-1551 (516 amino acids)
Biological process (GO): fatty acid beta-oxidation using acyl-CoA dehydrogenase
Cellular component (GO): cytoplasm
Molecular function (GO): acyl-CoA dehydrogenase activity; heme binding; flavin adenine dinucleotide binding
Source: RefSeq, a predicted model, not a curated record
AUGCCUCUCGAAGUACCCAGCAAGACCUUCACUCGCGAAGAGGUCGCGAAACACAACACCGAAGACAGCAUCUGGUUCGUCAUCGACACCGUUGUCUACGAUGUCUCGGAUUUCCUAGACGCCCAUCCCGGCGGCGAGGCCGUCCUCCGACAGGUGGCCGGCACCGACGCGACCGUAGCGUUCUACAACCUCCACAGGCACGAGGUGCUGCAAAAAUACUCGGACCUGGCUGUCGGCUCCAUCGAGGGCGAGAAGCAGUCCAUCGUCACCCCAGCCCUCGGCGAGAUCUCGACUGUGCCCUACGCCGAGCCGCUCUGGCUCACCCCGGCCUUCAAGUCUCCCUACUUCAACGAGAGCCAUCGCCGCCUGCAAAAGGCCAUGCGAGCCUUUACCGACCAAUACAUCACACCCGAGGCUCUUGAGAAGGAGCGCAGCGGCGAGUAUGUGAGCCAGGAGUUGAUCGAGCGCAUGUCCAAGGCCGGCGUCCUGCACAUGCGCAUGGGCCCCGGAAAGCACCUGCACGGUGUCAACCUGCUCGACGGCGCUGUCGAUGGCAAGGAGUUUGACUACUUCCACGACAUGAUCUGCGCUCAGGAGCAAGUCCGCGCCGCCUGCCGUGGCUUCCAGGACGGCAACAUGGCCGGCAUGGUGAUCGGCUUGACCUGCAUCCUCAACUUCUGCAAGGAACCCACCCUGAAGAAGAAGAUCACGGACGAGGUCUUCUCAGGCCAGAAGAAGAUCUGCCUUGCCAUCACCGAAGCCUUUGCCGGCUCCGAUGUGGCCGGUCUCCGCACGACAGCCACCAAGACCCCCGACGGGAAGCACUACAUCGUCAAUGGCACCAAGAAGUGGAUCACCAACGGUGUCUUCUCCGACUACUUCGUCACCGGUGUCAACACCGGCAAGGGCCUGUCCGUUCUCCUGAUCGAGCGCGGCGAGGGCGUCGAGACCAAGCCGAUCAAGACCUCCUACUCCCCAGCCGCCGGCACUACCUUCAUCACCUUCGACAACGUCAAAGUCCCCGCCACCAACCUCCUCGGCGAGGAAAACAAGGGCAUCUACGUGAUCCUCUCCAACUUCAACCACGAGCGCUGGACCAUGGCCUGCGCCACAAUCCGCUACAUGCGCCUCGUCGUCGAGGAAUCCCUCAAGUGGGCGCACCAGCGCCUCGUCUUCCGCAAGCGCCUGAUCGACCAGCCCGUGAUCCGCCAGAAACUGGCCAAGAUGAUCGCCCUGUGCGAGGCCCACCAGUCCUGGCUCGAGACCAUCACCUACCAGAUGUGCAACAUGGCCUACAAGGAGCAGGCCAAGCACCUCGGCGGGCCCAUCGCGCUGCUCAAGAUGAGCGCUACCCGUGCGGCGCAUGAGAUUGCCGACGAGGCCGUCCAGAUCUGGGGUGGCCGUGGGUUGACCCAGACCGGCAUGGGCCGUGUCAUUGAGAACUUCAACCGGACUUACAAGUUUGAUGCCAUUCUGGGCGGUGCCGAGGAGGUUCUUGGUGACCUCGGCGUCAGGCAGGCCAUGAAGUUUAUGCCCAAGGCCGUGUUGUAA